AUGGAAGAGGAACAAAAAGGGAGAAGAGGAUCAGUGGCGAAAGGAAGAUCGUGCAAAGGCUAUCUUUAUUACUCUUCCACUCUCAAAUCAAAGGAUAAACACCCUCGCUGCGUUGGAAUCCCUCGUUCUCUCCCUCAAGUACCUGGCUACGUUGUUGGACAAUCUGAAGCUGAAGCUUCCAAAGAAGGGAGGACCUUAACUAAUUUUACUAUGAGAAGAGCAGCUUCCAGCAACACUUCAUCUGUUCCUACCCCCAUUCAAAAUAGAAAUGGUACUAUUAAUCCUCUCUCUCAUUCACCUGCUUACUAUAUAACUUGCUAUAUGCUCAUCAUUUUUUUAUAUACUCUAGAUUCUCUGGAUUUGCCUCAGCACCAGAAUCAUAGACCAACUCCGAACCGAACACCAACCCCAGCCACUGCCAAAAACACUGAAAACGGCUUCGUAACAAGGUUCACGAGAAAUGCAAACCUGGUAGCAUCAGGUGUGAUGAAGAACCUGAAGAGAGUGGGUAACUUUGUGAAAGAUCAUUUUGACGACUCCUUGGACGGAUAUCGAAAGCCACCAAAGUAA
Eruca vesicaria subsp. sativa (arugula) is the source of this 570-nucleotide messenger RNA. NCBI's taxonomy places the organism in Eukaryota, Viridiplantae, Streptophyta, Magnoliopsida, Brassicales, Brassicaceae. The record is from the annotation of a GenBank genome assembly.